AUGAAGGAUAUCAGACUGAAACAUCUACAGUUAUGUAAAGCUUUGUCCAUUCUGGAGCAGGACACUAAAUACCUAAUAUCAGUCAACUUCAUCACCAAUAUCUUCCUCAUCUGUUUCAUUCUGUAUCAGAUAGUGGGCUCGAAUUCCUCAAUAUCUGCCCUAGGUUACGUCACAUUUUCCUUCUGGCUCAUUACUAAUUUCAGCUUCAUAACCUCGUUAUCAAUCACGGCGGCACAGGUCAACGAACAGGCACACUCCCCACUAGAGUAUAUAUUUGAUGUGGAGAUGGACCAGGUAUCUCGUAGUGAGGCAUUACAGUUGCAGCUGUUCCUAGCGAAACUGAACGGACCUGCUAUAGGGUUUACAGUGAUGGGGAUGGUUACCAUAACAAAAGAGCUCAUUCUGACACUGGCGGGACUUGUUCUGACUUAUUUCUUUUUGUUGCUCCAGUUUAACAUCUAAGCAUGUUAUAGAGACGUACAGCACCAACAUCGUGGUGCACAACAAUGUUUCCUUUGUCGCAAUGGUACUCCUUCACGUGACUAUAGUCUUUAUCGUGUAAAGGAAGAAGACACAGGUGAAUAUUACAUUAAACAUCAGUUCAUAUUUUGAAAUAUUCAAAUCUGUAUGGAGACUUGUUUGUGAUGAUAUUGGCCUAAGCGUUCAAACGUAUAAGAUGAAUUGGGAAAUUAAAAUCGAUCGAAAUAGAUUUUUUAGAAACCAAACGGAGAUGCAGUGACCCGUUAAUUUGAUAUUUUGGUGGUUUUCAUUCGUAGACGAUUUCAAAGCAACAUCAAGUACAUGUGUAUGUGUAAAAAGUGUAGAAAGCUGAACAACACAUUCCAUGGUGUUAUCUCCUAUGUAUACGUGUAUGUGUAGAAAGCUAACAACACAUCCCAUGGUGUUAUCUCCUAGGUAUAUGUGUAUGUGUAAAAAGUGAUACUUGUUUGUGACAAGGUUUAACAUUGACAGCCUAACAACAUAUCCCAUGGUGUAAGUCUGUUAUCUCCUAGUUAUAUGUGUAAAAAGUGAUACUUGUUUGUGAUAAGGUUUAACAUUGACAGCCUAACAACACAUCCCAUGGUGUUAUCUCCUAGGUAUAUGUGUAUGUGUAAAAAGUAAUACUUGUUUGUGACAAGGUUUAACAUUGACAGCCUAACAACACACCCCAUGGUGUAAGUCUGUUAUC
Messenger RNA from Ylistrum balloti, 1189 nucleotides. Its product is annotated as gustatory receptor for sugar taste 61a-like. Gene Ontology annotation, cellular component: membrane. NCBI's taxonomy places the organism in Eukaryota, Metazoa, Mollusca, Bivalvia, Pectinida, Pectinidae. The transcript is spliced from 5 exons. Gene Ontology annotation, molecular function: taste receptor activity. The record is from RefSeq and is a predicted model, not a curated record. Gene Ontology annotation, biological process: sensory perception of chemical stimulus; detection of chemical stimulus involved in sensory perception of taste. Bases 1 to 462 code for a protein of 153 amino acids.